GAGGGAGGGAGGCUGUGGCGGCGCCGCCCUCUGGAGAGGGAGCCGGCGAGAGGCUGGUGUGAAGAGCAGCAUCUCAAUGAGGGACGGGCUAAUGCAAAUCGCCGCAAUCACCAGCAGACAGUAGAAGAAAGGCGAAGCAGCUGCCGCCCAGCCUCAGCAGCAGCACCGGCCGGCCGGGGGGCCAGAAGACACAUAACAAAAGGCAUCCGAGCUGCUCUCUGCGACCACAGUUGCAAUCAAAGCAGGGUGGCAGAGUUGCUGAUCGGAAACCCAGCACCCCCUUCACAACCAGCCUACUUAGGUUUGGGGCAGAGGCGCUUCCAGCCCCAACCCCCCCAAGAAAUAGAUUUACAUCAAAGAUGUCCUUUGGAAGAGAUAUGGAGCUGGAACACUUUGAUGAGCGUGAUAAAGCACAGCGAUAUGGCAGAGGGUCACGGGUAAAUGGUCUGCCUAGCCCUACCCACAGUGCCCACUGCAGCUUUUACCGAACCCGCACUCUACAAACGCUCAGUUCUGAGAAAAAAGCCAAGAAAGUUCGUUUCUAUCGCAACGGAGACCGGUAUUUUAAAGGGAUUGUCUAUGCCAUCUCCCCCGACCGGUUUAGAUCUUUUGAGGCCCUGUUGGCUGAUCUGACUCGAACUCUGUCUGAUAAUGUGAAUCUGCCCCAGGGAGUGAGAACAAUCUACACCAUUGAUGGUGCCAAGAAGAUUUCCACCUUGGACCAGCUAGUGGAAGGCGAAUCUAUGUGGUGUGGUUCAAUAGAACCUUUCAAAAAACUGGAGUACACAAGAUGUAACCCAAAUUGGUCAGUGAAUGUUAAGACAACAUCCACUUCCCGUACGGUGCCGUCUCUUGCCGCUGCCAAAGAUCCUUCAGAUGCAAGAGAGAAUAAAGAUUUCAUUAGGCCUAAACUGGUCACCAUCAUCAGGAGUGGUGUGAAGCCACGUAAAGCAGUCCUUCUGCUUAAUAGGAAGACAGCACAUUUUGAACAUGUUCUUACUGAUAUAACUGAUGCCAUCAAGCUGGAUUAGGGAGUAGUUAAACGCCUGUACACACUGGAUGGAAAACAAGUGAUGUGCCUUCAGGAUUUCUUUGGUGAUGACGAUAUUUUUAUUGCAUGUGGACCAGAAAAGUUCCGUUACCAGGAUGAUUUCUUGCUAGAUGAAAGUGAAUGUCGGGUAGUGAAAUCUACUUCCUAUACCAAAAUAGCUUCAACAUCACGUAGGAGCACCACGAAGAGCCCAGGUCCAUCUAGACGCAGCAAGUCUCCUGCCUCUACCAGCUCAGUUAAUGGAACCCCUGGUAGCCAGCUUUCUACUCCCCGCUCUGGGAAGUCUCCAAGCCCAUCUCCUACCAGCCCAGGAAGCCUGCGAAAACAGAGGAGCUCCCAACAGAGUGGUUCCUCUACCUCAUUAGCAUCCACCAAAGUUUGCAGCUCCAUGGAUGAAAAUGAUGGACCUGGAGAAGAAGUGUUGGAAGAAGGCUUCCAGGUCCCAGCAUCAAUAGCAGAAAGAUAUAAAGUUGGAAGGACUAUAGGAGAUGGGAAUUUUGCUAUCGUAAAGGAGUGUAUAGAAAGGUCAACUGGUCGAGAAUAUGCUCUGAAAAUUAUUAAAAAAAGUAAAUGUAGAGGAAAAGAGCACAUGAUCCAGAAUGAAGUAUCUAUUUUAAGAAGGGUCAAACAUCCCAAUAUUGUUCUUCUGAUUGAGGAGAUGGACAUGCCAACUGAGUUGUACCUUGUCAUGGAGCUUGUAAAGGUGCGUAUUUUGGAGGAGAUCACCCACAUACGUGAAUCCGAUAUAGGAUUGUAUCAGCAUCUUCAGGCAUUUUACCCAUCUAUUGUCAUAUGUUAUUGGAGGAGACCUUUUGAUGCCAUCACCUCCACUAAAUACACAGAGCGGGAUGCCAGUGGGAUGCUGUACAAUCUGGCCAGUGCCAUCAAAUACCUCCAUAGCUUGAACAUUGUUCACAGGGAUAUCAAACCUGAGAAUCUACUGGUUUAUGAACACCAAGAUGGAAGCAAGUCUCUGAAGCUGGGAGACUUUGGGCUGGCAACAAUAGUGGAUGGUCCUCUUUACACAGUCUGUGGGACCCCUACAUAUGUAGCUCCAGAAAUCAUUGCAGAAGCUGGAUAUGGCCUGAAGGUGGACAUCUGGGCAGCUGGUGUGAUUACCAUCCUGCUGUGUGGCUUUCCUCCAUUCCGUGGAUGUGGAGAUGACCAGGAAGUGCUUUUUGAUCAUUUGAUGGGACAGGUCGAUUUCCCAUCUCCAUACUGGGAUAAUGUUUCUGAUUCUGCAAAGGAACUUAUCACCAUGAUGCUUCAGGUAGAUGUAGAUCAGCGAUUCUCAGCCUUGCAAGUUCUUGAACAUCCGUGGGUUAAUGAUGAUGGCCUUCCAGAGAAUGAGUAUCAGCUUUCAGUAGCUGGGAAGAUAAAGAAGCAUUUCAAUACAGGGCCUAAACCCAACAGCACAGCAGCUGGAGUUUCCUGGACCACGGGUUUACCAUCAAGAGAUCAGGGUCUUUGGACUACUACCAACAACCAGAAUGUAUUGGAUAAGACCACCGCUCUUGAUAAGGAGAGGCAGGUUUUCCGACGAAGACGCAACCAGGAUGUGAGGGGAUGUUAUAAGACUCAGCAAGCUCCACCUGAACUCAACUCUGAAUCGGAAGACUAUUCACCAAGUUCAUCCGAGACUGUUCGCUCACCUAACUCACCCUUUUAAUAAAACACUUCUGCUCAAAGUCUUGGUUUAACCCUUUGAGAUUCUGAAAAUCCUCCAAACCUGUGUGAAACGGUUACAUCUGCUCUAUCUAGCACUAAUGCGCAAAUGAUGGAACAGAAAAGGGUGUUUACAGUAUCUUUGUAAUAGUAAUUUCCUAACUGACUGAAAUGAUACUUGUGCUCUGUCUAGAUUGUGACUUGCUGCUAAAAUGAUCCUCAAAGGGUUAAGACUAUUUUGCAUUUUUUUAAGAUAAGAGCAAUGAAUGUUUUCAUCAGUCAUGCUAGGACCAGCAGUUUGUAAUUUUAGCACAUGUUAACCCUCUGAGUGCAUAGUAAUCUUUAACUUUGAUGGCCCACACUAGGGCUUUAUUGACUUAUAUGCACAAAUCUUACCCCCAUCUCCUUAGUUCUUUCCCCAGUUUUCCCAGGCCAAAACAAUAUCCAAAUGCUACUCUAUUUGAGUGUUUGCAAAUAGGGGCUUUUUAAAAAUCUUGUUUUAGAGCAUCAGAGGGGUAGCCGUGUUAGUCUGGAUCUGUAAAAGAAGCAAAGA
This is a messenger RNA of Gopherus evgoodei (Goodes thornscrub tortoise), 3269 nucleotides long. RefSeq names its product doublecortin like kinase 1 (gene DCLK1). Gene Ontology annotation, biological process: intracellular signal transduction; protein phosphorylation. Lineage: Eukaryota; Metazoa; Chordata; Testudines; Testudinidae. The record is from RefSeq and is a predicted model, not a curated record. Gene Ontology annotation, molecular function: protein kinase activity; ATP binding.